Xenopus tropicalis (tropical clawed frog) is the source of this 2471-nucleotide messenger RNA. It is a transcript of the gene mphosph10, whose product is annotated as M-phase phosphoprotein 10 (U3 small nucleolar ribonucleoprotein). Lineage: Eukaryota; Metazoa; Chordata; Amphibia; Anura; Pipidae. Gene Ontology annotation, cellular component: nucleolus; sno(s)RNA-containing ribonucleoprotein complex; Mpp10 complex. Gene Ontology annotation, biological process: rRNA processing. The record is from RefSeq and is marked validated.
UGAGCUGCGCUGAUCGUGGCAAAGGAUGAUGGCAGAUUCUGAAGAACCGAGGCAUGGGCUGGAACAGUGCAUGGAGGUUCUGGAAUUAGUGAGUGCCCACCCGGAGCAGUUGCUGAGUGUGCAGGAUGAAUUGGCAACAGAGUUCUCUUGUUUAACAAAAGCUCUUUAUGAUUUGCAAAAGUCACAGCUUGCACUAGAGGUGGGAAGCCCAUUGGAAAAGCUGAUUAUAGAGAAUUUUGAUGAAGAGCAAAUAUGGCAGCAACUAGAACUGCAGAACAAUGCUGUUCUUGGCUACUUCAAGAAAGCAGUUAGUAAGACACAAAAAGACAAGGAUAUUUAUCUCAUACAGUCAACUGAGGAAGAGCCAUCAGAAUUGGAAUACGAAGAUGAGGAAGGUGUGUCAGCAGAAGAGUCAGAGUUAAUUAGUGAAAAUGAAGAUGAACAAAGAACUCAGAAGAAAAAAACUGCUGAUACUAAAAGACCAAAGAGAACACCAGUGGAGGCAUUCAGUGAUGAUGAUGAUUCAGAUAUGGACUUUGAUAUUGAUAAACUGGAGAAGCAGAGUCAGCAGAUACCAAAUAAAAAACCAAUGGCUAAACCUAGUGAAAAGUCAGUACUUGAUGACAAGUUCUUUAAGUUGUCUGAAAUGGAGGCCUAUUUAGAAAAAGUCGAGAAAGAAGACAGUGAGGAGGAUGACGAUGAUGAUGUUGAUUAUUUUGAGGAUAUUGACUCUGAAGAUGAUGAGGAGGAGGAGGAAGAGGAUGAUAUGGAUGAAGAUUUUAACAUUACAAAAAGCAAAGAACAGGUGAAAAAAAGUUCAAGAGAUCUUCAGUACCAAGAUUUCUUUGACCCUGUUGAGGGAGAGGAGGGAUGUGACAUUGAUCCUUCUGCAAAGAAUAAGAAGGAAGAAAAAGAACAGGAUGAUUUUUUGGAAGAUGAUGAAGAGGGAGAUGGUGAGGAAGAUGAUGAAGAAGGAGAUGGUGAGGAAGAUGAUGAAGAGGGAGGUGGUGAGGAAGAAGAUGAGGAGAAAAUGUCUAAAAAUGAUGAAGAUGAGGAUGAACAAAUGGAGGAAACAGAAGAGAGCCAAAAAGCUAAGGAGACGUUGAAACGUGUGACAUUUGAUCUCUCUGAUGAGAGUGAAGGAGAAGAUGUUGGUGAUAUACUGGGUGGAAAGAAAAAAGAGAUCUCCGAGUCUAGUGAAGUCAAAUCUUCCUUUGAGAAAAGGGAACAAAAGAUGGCUGAAAAGAUUCAAGCUCUGCAAAAAAACAUGCUAGAAGAGAAGCAGUGGCAGUUUUCUGGUGAGGUAACAGCACAAAAAAGGCCAGAAAACAGUUUACUUUCAGAAUCAUUGGUAUUUGACCAUGCCUCCAGGAUGGCACCCGUUAUCUCAGAGGAAACCACUAUGCAACUUGAAGAUAUAAUCAAACAGAGAAUAAAAGACCAGCUAUGGGAUGAUGUGGUGCGCAAGGAGAAGCCAAAAGAAAAUGCCUUUGAAUACAAGAAACGACUCACCUUGGACCAUGAUAAGAGCAAACUCAGUCUUGCAGAGAUUUAUGAGCAGGAAUAUAUUAAACAAAAUGAGAAAAAUAAAGAAGAGGAAGAAAAUCCAAAACACAUGGAAGUCCAAAAAAUGAUGGAUUCCCUCUUCCUAAAGCUGGAUGCCCUCUCAAAUUUCCAUUUUAUACCGAAACCACCUGUUCCUGACAUAAAGGUGGUUUCAAACCUGCCUGCAAUCAGCAUGGAAGAAGUGGCCCCAGUAAACGUCAGUGAUGCAACACUUCUGGCUCCAGAGGAAAUCAAGGAAAAGAACAAAGCUGGAGAUAUAAAGACUAACGCUGAGAAAACAAUCACUGAUAAAAAGCGGGAGAGAAGGAAGAAGAAGGCUAUCAAGAAGCAGAAAAUAAAAGAAAGAGAAGAGAGGAAGAAGCAGGCAGACAAAAUAAGAACAGAAAAAGGAAAGAAAGCAUAUACUAAAGCUGAUGCGGCAGAUGAUCUUAAAAAGAUUGCCAAAGAGGGAAAGGCCACAGUAUUAAAGGAUGAAGGGAAGGAUAAAGCUUUAAAAUCUUCUCAGGCAUUCUUUUCUCAGCUGCAAGAUCAAGUUAAAUUACAGAUCAAGGGAGCCAAGUCAGCACAGAAGAAACAAAAGAAAGAAAAUGAACUUUCAGUCCAUAAACUCAAACUCUAGUGUACAGCUGUGCUUGCUUUUCUUUAUAUAUAAUGGGAUAAUACACAGAUGCCUAGCCAACACGCAGUCAUUAAUAUGUGGAACUACAUCUUCUACAAUAACUUCACAUCACAUGCUGUCAAGGCUGCUUGCAGUGCUAAAAUAUUUGGAGAGGUGCAUAUUACCCCUGCCUAGGCUAAUCUAUUUAUAUAGAUUGGGGGAAAAUGUUUAAUAUCAGAGUGUAGAAAGGAAAUGUAAUUUUUUUUAUGCCUACGUUUUGUAAAAUAAAAUGUGUUUUACAAUGUAA